UUAAUUUAUUAUAUUAUGUCAUAUAAAUUCAUAUGUGUAUGUACUAUUUCAGGUAGCUUACAUGGAGGACGAUGACAUUCACAAGUUCAUGAGAAAGUUGAUGUCUCUGCUAUUUCUUCCGGCCGCUGAUGUCACCAGGUUAUUCCACAAGAUUUCGGAUCGGGUUCCAACUCAUGGCAAGCUGCGACAGCUGAUGGACUAUUUUGAGAGUCAGUGGAUCUCCCAUUCUAUAUUCACCCCCCGCACCUGGUCAGUCUUCAACAUCGCAGUCAGGACGAACAACUGUGUUGAAGGCUGGCACAGGCGAAUUAAUAACAAGGUGGGAGAACAGUCACUGGGGCUCUACAGGCUCAUGCCAGAGCUCCAUCAUGAGGCCAGCCUCCUAUCCAGACAAGGCUUAUACAAGAAGGAAGGCUGAAGGCGUACAUCCGCAGAUCAUCAACAGCUAGGCAGGAUGAGGUAUUUGAACUUUGGAGUUUGUUCAAGGAUGGUGACCUGUCUCUGUCACAACUACUGUCAAGAUGUGCGAUUAUCCACGGACCAAUCGUUUAGUGAAUUGCUGCAAUUCAUGAAAAGACAUUCUUGGGAUAUAUAAGCAUCCGGCCAAAUAUGGACUUUGACGUGUGAACAUGUGUUAUGUGUUAUGUUGACGGUGCUUUCGUUAUCGUCUUUAUAAUCUUGUUAUUUUAAUGCAAUGGG
Haliotis rubra (blacklip abalone) is the source of this 699-nucleotide messenger RNA. RefSeq lists its product as uncharacterized. Lineage: Eukaryota; Metazoa; Mollusca; Gastropoda; Lepetellida; Haliotidae. The transcript has 2 exons. The record is from RefSeq and is a predicted model, not a curated record. The coding region runs from base 62 to 418 and encodes 118 amino acids.